Molecule: messenger RNA, 1647 nt
Organism: Trichosporon asahii var. asahii CBS 2479
Lineage: Eukaryota; Fungi; Basidiomycota; Tremellomycetes; Trichosporonales; Trichosporonaceae
Exons: 3
Coding region: 1-1647 (548 amino acids)
Biological process (GO): protein folding
Cellular component (GO): chaperonin-containing T-complex
Molecular function (GO): ATP hydrolysis activity; ATP-dependent protein folding chaperone; ATP binding
Source: RefSeq, a predicted model, not a curated record
AUGUCCAGUCUCGAGCUUAUCAACCCUCGCGCCGAGAGCGUGAGGAGGCAGCAGGCCCUCCAGGUCAACACGGCCGGAGCUGUUGGUCUCGCCAAUGUCGUCAAGAGCAACCUGGGUCCCCGCGGUACGAUCAAGAUGCUUGUUGACGGAUCCGGACAGAUCAAGAUGACCAAGGACGGAAAGGUGCUGCUCUCCGAGAUGCAGAUCCAGAACCCGACGGCGGCCAUGAUUGCUCGUACCGCUGUUGCGCAAGACGAGCAGGUCGGUGAUGGCACGACAUCGGUUGUUCUCCUUGUCGGAGAGCUUCUCAAGCAGGCGGACCGCUACAUCUCGGAGGGUGUUCACCCGCGCGUCAUCAGCGAGGGCUUCGACAUUGCCAAGAAGGCGUCGCUCGAGUUCCUUGACCAGUUCAAGCAGUACCCGACCCUCGACCGCGCCAACCUCAUCCAGGUUGCGCACACCUCGCUCUCGACCAAGCUGCACCCGAGCCUCGCCAAGAAGCUUGCCGCUGAUGUUGUCGACGCCGUUCUUGCUAUCCGACCCCCUGCUCCGGAGCCUGACGCGGACGGAAAGGUUGGCCGCCGUGACCCCAUCGACCUCCACAUGAUCGAGAUUAUGAAGAUGCAGCACCGCACCGAUACCGACACCAAGCUCAUCCGCGGUCUCGUCCUCGACCACGGUGCUCGUCACCCUGACAUGCCCAAGCGCGUCGAGAACGCCUACAUCCUCACCCUGAACGUUUCGCUCGAGUACGAGAAGACCGAGGUCAACUCUGGAUUCUUCUACUCGUCGGCCGAGCAGCGCGAGAAGCUCGUCGAGUCCGAGCGCCGGUUCGUGGACGACAAGCUCCGAAAGAUUGUCGAGUUCAAGAACAACGUUUGCGACGUCGACGUCAAGUCCGGAGAGAAGCCCAAGGGCUUCGUUAUCAUCAACCAGAAGGGUAUCGACCCGAUGUCUCUCGAUGUUCUCGCCAAGAACAACAUUCUCGCCCUCCGUCGCGCCAAGAGGAGGAAUAUGGAGCGUCUGCAGCUUGCGUGUGGUGGUGUGGCUCAGAACUCGGUCGACGACCUCGACCCCGAGGACCUCGGUUGGGCCGGUCUCGUCUACGAGCACACGCUCGGAGAGGAGAAGUACACGUUCGUUGAGGAUGUCAAGGAGGGCAAGAGCCCCAACGCCCACACCAUGACCCAGAUUCAGGAGGCUCUCCGUGAUGGAUUCCGUGCCGUCAAGAACGCCAUCGAGGACGAGGCUGUCAUCCCCGGUGCCGGUGCUUUCGAGGUUGCCUGCAGCAACUACCUCGAGAACACUGUCAAGUCAAAAGCGAAGGGACGCGCUAAGCUCGGUGUUUCUGCCUUCGCCGAGGCUCUCCUCAUCAUCCCGAAGACUCUUGCGGCCAACGGUGGAUAUGACGUUCAGGACGCUAUCGUCCAGCUCCAGACGGAACAGGAGGAGACCGACGACCCCGUCGGCCUCGACCUGCGCUCCGGAGAGCCCAUGAACCCCGUUACCGAGGGUGUGUGGGACAACUACCGGGUCAAGCGCCAGAUGCUGCACUCGUGCUCGGUCAUCGCUGUCAACCUGCUCAGCACCGACGAGAUCCUCCGCGCCGGUCGCUCGUCGCUCAAGCCCGACGGACAGGGCAUGUAA